AUGAAGGUGCCCAGGAACGGCCGGGAAGAUCGGGUCAGGCCAGAGCUUGUCAGGGUCGACAGCCUGGUUGGCGGGAACUUGGAAGGGGAAGCGAAGCGCCAAAGAUCAGAGGGAGACGAGGCAACGCUGGCAGCGAAGGUGACGGUGACGGGUGACGACAGACAGACGGACGGACGGACAACUCAGACUCUGACUCUGACUCUGGAGACAGUGGAAGAGGAAACGAGCCGCCUUCCAAGGUUGGUUUGGGUCACUUGGGUGCGCCUGCUGGAUCCCUGGGGAAAUGCCCAGCCGAGGCUAGCCCGGUGGCGCCUGGUGGCUGCGAAUGGCGGCCAAUCAGCGUCGCGAUGGCCCCUUCGCCUAGGCCUCUUUGGGCAUGGCCGCAUUGGUGCUGUUGCAAGUCGGUUGUGCAUCCUCCCACAAGUCUGCGCAUCAAAAUUGGAUUGGGAGAGAGUUAAAGACAGCAGCAACGAAUAUAACGGGAAUAGUUGA
Messenger RNA from Histoplasma mississippiense, 492 nucleotides. RefSeq lists its product with no specific name. NCBI's taxonomy places the organism in Eukaryota, Fungi, Ascomycota, Eurotiomycetes, Onygenales, Ajellomycetaceae. Bases 1 to 492 code for a protein of 163 amino acids. The transcript has 3 exons. The record is from RefSeq and is a predicted model, not a curated record.